CACAUACACACGCUUGUGUAGCUCGAGCAUCACUGGAGGUGGCGUCAGCGGAGACGGUUGUUACGGAGGGUGACGGGGCUUUGACUUUGGCUGCUUCGUGCCGUCUUUCUGUGAGCGCGGAGCCGGAGGAUGGAGCAGGUGGAACCAAAGCAGUAAGCGGGGUCAGCGCGAGAGGAUGCGAACGGGAGGCAGGGGCUACCUAUAAACCAGGAGUAGAUGAUGCCUAUUUGCCGCAGGCCCCGCCAUCGUGAAAUUAUAUACCGACUUGCGGCGGAUGGGGUGACCGAGCUCCCUGCUCCGCCGGGGAGGUCCCUGCCUUCGGAGGUUACCGGGGAGGGAGCUGCCUGUGCCCCGUUCUGAGGAAGGGAAGGAGUGGCAGGAAAGAAAAUGCAGACGGAGGAGGAGACGGCCGCCGCAGAAGAGCCCAUUUUGGAGGAAGGGUCGGGAAGAGAGCAGCAACGGCCAGUCCAACAGUCUCUGGCCUCUUCCCUUUGUCGGGAGUCCCACUGGAAGUGCCUCCUCCUGACCCUCCUCAUGUACGGCUGUUUUGCCACGCUGGCCUGGUGCGCUCUCUGUCGCGUACCCGUUCUGGGCUCCUCCUCCGUAUCUGCUGACGGCACCUCGGCGGCCUAUUACAUCCAGCAUUUGGAAAGUCCGUGUUCUAGUGGUUACGUGUACAUCCCACUGGCCUUCCUGGCCAUGCUGUAUGUGGUUUACCUGGUGGAGUGUUGGCACUGCUUCUCCAAGACGGCCAUGUUGGCUCAUGCUGAAUUCCAGGAAGUAUACGAGCGUGUGCAGAGACUUCAGCAGGCCACACCCUGUAUUUGGUGGAAGGCCAUCAGCUAUCACUAUGUGAGGAGGACCAGACAGGUGACAAGAUACCGCAAUGGAGAUGCAUAUACGACCACACAGGUCUACCAUGAGCGGGUGAACACUCAUGCCUCAAGUUCUGAGUUUGACUACGCCCGCUAUGGUGUCAAAGACGUGUCAAAGGAGCUGUUGGACCUGCAGCAACACCCUGCUGUUCGCCUGCGUUUCACAAAGUGUUUCAGCUUUUCAAGUGCACGUGCUGAAGCUGCCUACCUCACCCAGCGAGCACGCUUCUUUGGGGAGAACGAGGGGCUUGAUGACUACAUGGAGGCCAGGGAGGGAAUGCACCUUAAAAACGUGGAUUUCCGCGAACACAUCCUAGCAUUCUCCGAUCCGGCUCACCAGCCGUGGUUCUCCAGGCACAAGGUGUUCUGGCUGGCUUCAGCUUUCCUCCUGUCGUGGCCGCUGCGAGUUGUGUCGGAAUACCGCACAGCGUAUGUCCACUACCACGUGGAGAAGCUGUUCGGGGAGGACGAGGAUACCGUUGGGGGAGUCGGCGGAGGAGGGCCAGGCGGAGGUGGAAGAGGGGACGGGGUUGAAGGAGGGACUGAGAAUGGAAUCCACCCGGGAGGAAUUUCGAUUGGCAUUGGUGUGAAUGGGACAAGCUACAGAGCCAUCUCUCGUGUCAACACGGUGGACAUGACAGAAUUGGAGUGGCACAUUCGCUGUAACCAACAGAUGGUCCCGAGCUACUCUGAAGCCCUCCUUAUGGACUUAGAAACGAGUGGGGGGACAAACCCUACAGCCUCCACACCUAUCUCUGGGCCUCAAGGCAUCACUCCCAGCCAGGGGACCAACCCCCCUCCUCUGGCUUUGCCUGUGGUGUUCAACUCGGCUUACCUCCUUCAGAGCUGCCCCCGAUGCCGGCGGACCACAUCGAGUGCCAGUCUUCCAUCCAGGCUAAGGGCUUCAAUGGGAACCACAGCCCUCCUGAACGCUACAGUGGCAGGGAUCAGAGCAGCAGGGCAAGGAGGUGGGGGUAUGGGAGGGAGACUGGUGCUCAGUCGGAGCGGGUUCUCUCUCGGGAGACUUGGAGGUGGGCGCCAGAACAGCCUGUUUCAUUCAAGAAGCAUGGGGGGUGGGCUGGGAGGAAGUAGGGAAGAUGGAGGAGGAGGAGGGGUAAGUGGCGGAGGGGGUGGAGGUGGUGGAGGAUUCCUUGGGUUAGGUUCAAGACAGAACAACGAGGAGACCAGAGGAGUGCUUGAAGGGGAAGGUGACGAUGACGAGGAAGAAGAGCAGGAGCAGACGAGGAGGGAAGAUAGAGGAAGAGGAAGGAGAGAGAGGGAUGAGGAGGCAGAGCAAGACAACGCAGGGGGAGGAGAGGCGAGAGAGGGUGAGAGGGAUCGGCCUCCAUCCUAUCAGGAUGCGUUCUUCUUCCCCGUCCUCAUUAUACACGGCGAGGAGAGCUGCCAUGCCGGAGACGACAUGUGAUGAAGAGAAAAAUAAAAACACUGAGAGCGAGAAUGUACAGGCUGAGGGAGAUGAAAGAAGAGAGGAAGGAUGCAUAGAGAGAAGAAAGGAUUCAGACAGAACACAGUGAGAGAGGUAAGAAAGACAAAACAGGAGAGAUGUAGGGAAAAGAGAAGAUACUGUCAGAGGAACUGGGAAAGCAAACGGAGGAGAUAUGACAAAUACAGUGCAUACUGUAAAAAGUCAGUAAACCCACUAGAUCAGAAGAAGAGAGCUGCUAGAGAGUGCAGCAGCGAGGUGAGAUAGAGUCUAAGAAAAGGAGCAAGGGCAAGAAAAUCUUUGCAAUUUUAGGUGACGGAUUGGAUAAUUUGGAAGACUGCAAAGUUAGAAAUGUCUAUCUUCAGCUAUAUCGGAGCAGGAGCAGGAGUGGGAGGGGUAACAAGUCUAAAGAUAGCAGCUUGGAGAGGCAGUGGAGAGACACCAAACCAGCUGAGAGGUAGUGGAGUUUGUUGUUGUCUAAUCUUUCUUUAACACAAAUGAAAGACUACAAAAAGGGAAUUUAAAGAAUAAUAUAUAGAGAGAGGAACUGAGAAUCGGGCCAAUUUAAAGAAUCAAAAUUGAUAAGAGGUUAUAAAUAAUUCAGAUGUGGGAAUAAAUAGAUCGUGUAAAAUACAGCGUAGUAAAGUAGAGCAAAAGACAUCAGCAUGCAGGACACGCAGGCUAAGAAGAAUCCAAAAUGGACACAGACCAGAUUACCCUAAAUCUCAUUUUUCCAUUUGACAGAUUCUUAAAAGCUAGAAAAUAAAAUUAUCCAAAAGAUAAUCACAAAAGGAGGAGGACUGAUCUCAGACACAACAACCUCUGAACAACAAUCCUGACCUUGAAUCUAAUCAGGAAAUCCAAAUAUUAUUCAAACAGGUGAGAAGAUUCAGUCAGAUUCAGCAUUAUGACCUCACACGGCACCUCUAACAGAAGGCAGUAACAAUAAAAGAGGAGAAGCAUUGAUUUCCUCCCCGUCUCGUCAUGCUGUAUUACGUCUUAUUUCACCAUUAGCUUCCCCACCACUCUAUCCAUUACUGUUAUAGAGCCGAUAGGAAAAAAAACUCCAUAAAAGUAGAGCAGUCGCUUCCUCUACUUCUCAGCGCUGCCCUGCCCGUCUUCUCCCCUCUGUCCAUUUUAUCACAUGUCCUGUCUUUCUUCUUUCUAUUGCUAAAAAACUAGUGAGGAGCAUCAUAUAUUUGGAAGAAGCAAACGUUGCAUUAACACAGUGAACUCCCCCAUCCUCUCACCCCACUCCAUCCUUCUGCUCCUCCUUUUAUUUCUUUUUUUCAAGCGGUUGAUAUAUGACACCCUCCUCGCUCCUGUAGGCGAUGAGAUCGCAUUUUCACAUAUCACAUCUCCCCGAGGCUGAGGUUUCCUCUCAGUGACCAUAUUUUAUAAACUGGAUUUUCCCCCCACUUGUGUAACGUUAUUGUGACCUUUACGCCUGUGCAUUUGAAAGGGGAAAAAGCAAAUUAUGUGGGCACCGUGAUAUAAGUGACUUCACCGAAAAAGUAACAGCUGAAAGGUUUGAUUCUCACAUGAGCUUUAAAUUUCCCCAGUGAUGCCAGUGUAGUUGUGCUAUAGAUUAACACAUUUGUUCCCAAAGAUAGGCCUGCAUGCUACUAAGAAAACGCAAUAACCCCAAAACCCUCCUCCUUAUCAAUAUACUAUGUAGUACUACAUGUGGUUAGGCAUGGAAAAUGACCUCUUUAUCUCAUUUAUGUCCAUAAGAUUGGACUGCAUGGGAAGUAACACUUACAGUAAGCAGCAAUCAGAGAUUUAAUUGCUUCCUUUUUUAUCACACAGACAACAAAAUUGCGAAUGAGGAAAUACAGUAUGAGGUUAACUCCCACUAACGAUCUGUCAUUAUCAGCCCUGUGAAAGAACUGUGGCCCUAACUCUGCUACCUCCUACUCUCUGAGAAUCAUCUGCAAAUAAGAAACAGUGCUCUCUGAAAAACAUCGCCUCAGCAUAAAAUGUGUAAACGUUUGCUGGCAUAGAGAUGCAUGUUAGCUACUAAUAGCUGUGUAGCAAAUAUGGCUAUCGUUGCAAAACGCAGUGCCAAAAAGUAGCGAUCGAUGAACAAUCUGCACCGAUUCAGAUAUUUUAGACGUAUGUAGACAAGGGCAUGGAUAGCUGUGUCCUACUUCCUGCGUUGUCACGUCUCAGCCCAGGAGAGGCAAUCGGCACAGACGGUGAGACCUU
Molecule: messenger RNA, 4527 nt
Organism: Haplochromis burtoni (Burton's mouthbrooder)
Lineage: Eukaryota; Metazoa; Chordata; Actinopteri; Cichliformes; Cichlidae
Product: transmembrane protein 151A
Exons: 6
Coding region: 388-2301 (637 amino acids)
Source: RefSeq, a predicted model, not a curated record